Molecule: messenger RNA, 543 nt
Organism: Cryptomeria japonica (Japanese cedar)
Lineage: Eukaryota; Viridiplantae; Streptophyta; Pinopsida; Cupressales; Cupressaceae
Product: ethylene-responsive transcription factor ERF016-like
Exons: 1
Coding region: 1-543 (180 amino acids)
Biological process (GO): regulation of DNA-templated transcription
Molecular function (GO): DNA-binding transcription factor activity; DNA binding
Source: RefSeq, a predicted model, not a curated record
AUGGAAAAAGAAGAUUCAAAACGGUAUGUGGGAGUGCGAAUGAGGAAAUGGGGGAAAUGGGUGUCGGAGAUAAGAAUGCCACAGAGUGGAAAUAAGAUUUGGUUGGGGUCUUUCCCCUCCGCUGAGCAGGCUGCCAGAGCCUACGACGUUGCCGCCUAUUUCAUUCGUGGCCCUCUUUAUCCCUCCUUCAACUUCCCCACUCUCAUUCCUUCCUCUCCUCCUCCUCCCAAUUGCACCACCACCCACAUACGAGAUGCCGCCGCCUCUGCAGCCGCCUCUUUCACUCCCCCACCUCCACCACCACCACCACCUUCUCAGCCUCACCCCACCCCAGUUUCUUCUUCCCCUCCUCCUUCUACUACUUCUUCUUCUUGGGUGGUGGCAGAGGAUUGUGAGUCUCUAUUCAUGAACUGUGACAAGCUCUUGCCUUUGGAUAGCCUUUCUUCGCUGGAUUUGGAAGCACCAUGGAUUCCUGAUCUACCUCAAGAUGGCGGUGAUGAUGAUUUUGCCUUGCCAGACAUGGGAAGCUUGUGGAGCCUCUGA